This is a messenger RNA of Aphanomyces astaci, 795 nucleotides long. RefSeq lists its product as hypothetical. NCBI's taxonomy places the organism in Eukaryota, Oomycota, Saprolegniomycetes, Saprolegniales, Verrucalvaceae. The transcript is spliced from 2 exons. The record is from RefSeq and is a predicted model, not a curated record. The coding region runs from base 1 to 795 and encodes 264 amino acids.
AUGGCCGACGGCCACACUGCAUCACAACCACGCAUCAUCGUCGACGUUCCCAUCAACUUCUACGGUUUCGACUCGGUCGAACCGUUCUAUAUUAUCGACCUCGAUGAGAGGUGGGACCUCAUCAUCGGGAUGUUCUGGCUGGAAUCCCAUCAGCCAUGGAUUGAUUGGAAGGCAAAAUCCAUGCAUAAGGUUACCUUGCUCAACGCGAGCCAACCCUGGAUUGAUCGGCGGGGUGCCGAUCGCCUUCCCCCGUCCACCACCAACCCGCUUGGUCCUCCGUUAGUGGCGAUGACUAAUGAUCUCGCCCCUCCUAGCCCCGCAGCGCGCUCACUGGCCCCAGCACACACGGCCCAAACGGACCCAGCCACGGUGCUGCACAACCCCCCUUUCGUUCCCCCAACAGAGUCGCCCUAUGUUGUCAUCGCGAAGAUCACUGUCGAAGAAGAGAUGGAUCUCUUUUCGAUCUCGAGAGCGGAUGAAUCGGACCUCGCCGCUCCUUUGAAGUCCCAGACGUGGGACUCCCUGCGGUCCAACCAUAUUACGACCUCCUCAAAGAGUUUGAGGACGUCCUUCCCGACGAGGUGCCCUGCCGACUCCCCGUCGACAACGGCAUUCAACACGAGAUUAAUCUCGUGCCUGGCGCUAAGUAUUGCGUCACGCGGCAAUGACCACUACCUCAUUCUUCGCGGCCCGCAAGGCGGCGGGUCACGUCCGCGAGAGCAUUUCCCCUCCCAGCAGCCCGACCUUCUGUGUGAAGAAGCCCGGUGGGAAAUGGCAUAUUGUACACGCCUUUAA